Molecule: messenger RNA, 2541 nt
Organism: Blumeria graminis f. sp. triticale
Lineage: Eukaryota; Fungi; Ascomycota; Leotiomycetes; Helotiales; Erysiphaceae
Source: the annotation of a GenBank genome assembly
AUGACAUCUUCGGCAGCCGCAAGUGGCUCCAACCACUUGUAUCAAAAGAGCAUUGCUAUGAAAGAGACGUCACAGACGUCCGUACAACAUAGUAGCUCAGCCAACGAUGUAAAUCCUCCAUGGAGUAUAACAGUUAACAAUAGCGUUUCGUUGCAGCGUCGAACUUCUCUAUCAUCGUUUCCUUCUUCCAGGUCGCCUUCAUCUAUAUCGAGACGGUCGCGCAUAUCAAAAUCGCCCAAUGCGCCGCUCACUGACACAGAUAGAAAUUCAGAUCGUUAUUCAGUAUCAAAGCCUUCCUCGAGCGGUAUUUCCUCUCAAAACUCUUCCUUGUCGGUAUCUCGCAAACCUAACGUAGAAUCUCAUUCCACGAAAAAACUGCGCUCGCAAUAUCCCGUAGGAAAGUCGGAAAACCAUGUCGAAUAUAUUCUCGUAGCAUCAUUUGAUAUUGACCAAGGACCAGUAAUGGAGUACCAGUACCCAGUUGCAAUAACAGGUGAUGAGACUAUGCUUGCGGAAUUGAUGCUUCCCGAUCAAGCCCACGUUCGGAAUCAGGAUUGGACAAUUUUCUUUUUGCACAAAGACGCAAGCCAAGCAGAAGAAGAAACUCUUAAUAAGGAAAGGAGACGUCAACGGCGACGGAAGAGAGAAAACCGAGCUUCUGGAAUAAUUGACUCCAAUGAUUGGGAAUCUGAAAGUCAAGAAACAGACAAUGAUUCUUCUGAAACCGAUUCAGACGAUGUCGAAUCAGAAGGAGCUGAAGGGCCGCCACUGAUUUACGUGUUAAACUUAGUAAAUACCAAACAGGAUAGGAACGCCAAAAGGGGUGCCGUAGUGAAGGCUAUGGCCAUCUGCACUCGUCACCCAUUUUUGCACAUCUAUAAACCACUUUUGCUAUUAGCACUUGAUGAGUAUUUCAAAACACCAUUUUCAAUAACACUUGCUCAAUUAUGGGAAGCGGUCAAUAGCAUGGAUUUGUCACUCAUGCCUAAACUUGGUCACCUUGAGAAGAUUCUCCUUCAGGGAAGUGACAAUAAAGAUCUAUUUAUUGAAAAGUUUGAGCAAAUGAUUCAGAUGAGAAUGUCUGAAGAGAGAGGCGAGACAUCCUCUGUUUCUACAAAUAAGUCCCUCGUAAAAAGUCCCGAAUGUCGACCAGACCUCACACGCAAUGGAACUAAAGCCCAUGUGAAAGCUCACUCAAUGUAUUCCGUUCCUCGAGAUACUCAUGAAUUCGAGACUAAAGUCCAUUACAAUGGAAUUCCAAUUCCAAUUAAGGUGCCUGUUGCCUUGUCACCCGAAACAGUUGGGGACUUUUCUCUCAUUAAACUUAUUCAGACAUUUGGGGAACCGCAUGCUAAAUCCCCCCAGCAAUUUGCGCUCCACCCACAUCUCACAACAAGUGGUGCAUUCACUCAUCCUAUAAUUGUUCUGGUCAAUGCAAUACUUACUCAGAAAAGAGUGAUAUUUCUAGGAUACAAUCGUCCAUCCGGAGAAGUUGCCGAAGCAGUACUUGCAGCCUGUGCGAUGUCAUCUGGAGGCAUUUUGAGAGGCUUUACAAGACAUGCCUUCCCAUAUACUGAUUUAAGUAAAAUUGAUGAUCUCCUUAAAAUACCUGGAUUCUUGGCCGGUGUGACAAAUCCAACAUUCGAAAAUCAUCCUGAGUGGUGGGAUGUGCUUUGUGAUCUACCCUCAGGACGUAUUAAAAUCAGUCAUAAAAUUGAACCUGCGCCCGUAACAGAGGGAUUGCUGAGCUUCAAGGCACAGAAUCCAUCUUACACAUCGGCUAUUGGUUCUGCGUCUAUCUAUGCAUCAGAUCCUAAUGGUGAUGUGGCUUUCAUGGCUGAUGUUUCUAGAAGCAUUGUUGCACGUCAUGGUGAAGGAGUAAUACGGGCUAAAUGGCAUAAUUGGGUAGAAAAGUUUACCAGAGUAGCAGCAGCAUUUGAAGAGACAGUUUAUGGCACAAGCUCACUCUGUAUUGGUGCCGAAGUAUGUAAUCGCUUGAAGGAAAAUAUAACUGGCCAUGGCUAUGUAUGGCCAGACGAGUCUUCAAAGCUCAGGGAACUUGCUGCAAGUGUUUACAGAAUCGAAGGAUGGAGGAAUACUCGAAGCUAUGCUAGUUUUAGACAUGAUUUAUCUCGGAUGUACAGCCACCAGCCUUUAAAAAUGCUUGAUCUCAACCAUCUCCAUGACCGUCUGCGAAUGACCAAACUUACACUUCCGGCCAGUCGUGAAAUUUAUCUAACCAUAUCCAAAUAUACUAACUCCUAUGACGAAAUAUGUCAACUGCUUGCUGUAGCACCCGAGUCUCAUGCUGGCCUAUUUUACGUAGCUUUAGGACUAUUCCAUAAAGACAGAGACGUAAGGCUCAAAAUAGUCGAACUAUUAGAGAGAGUUAGUGAUCAUGUUGCGGGUCGACACUGGUGGAAAUCUCUUAGCAGUUUUGAAAAGCUCGCCUUCUACCGAAUCAGGCGGGAGGCUGAAAGCGAGCUGAAGUCCAGGCCUGAUGACAGGAGCUAUCACUCUCGCACAAGCAAUGAAGUUUGA